GUGUGUAAGAAAGGAGAACCCUUUGCUUUCCAAGGGUUACACCACUUUUAACCAGAGCAACUUCGCACACCAAAUAAAUUAAAACCCAACCAUCUCUAUUGUUCUUGGGUUUCCGAUAUACGUCUAUCUAGUUCUCUCUCUCUCUACAUAGUUUUAUAAACUGUUUUGUACAGUAGAAACCCUUUGGAUGUGCAAGCAUCCACCGCCGCUUCGGAUGUAAAUAGUCUGGCGGACGGUAACAAAAAAUGGCGAGUAUAAGAUCGAGCUUGCCGUCGAGGCUUCGGCAACUCCUCUCUAGUGAAGGAGCAAUUGGUCCCUCUGUUAAACUUGAUGCCGAACCUCCUCCAAGGGUAAAGGCUUUUGUCGACAAGGUGAUCCAAUGCCCAUUACAGGAUAUAGCAAUACCUCUCUCUGGUUUUCGCUGGGAGUAUGGCAAGGGGAACUUUCACCAUUGGAGACCUCUAUUUCUACAUUUUGACACAUACUUCAAGACAUACUUAUCUUGUAGAAAGGACCUCCUUUUAUCAGAUGACAUUUUAGGAGAUGCGAGCCCAUUCCCAAAGCAGGCAGUUUUACAAAUUCUCAGAGUUAUGCAAAUCAUCCUAGAAAAUUGUCACAACAAGAGUUCUUUUAGUGGUUUAGAGCAUUUCAAGCUCUUGCUUGCUUCAACAGAUCCUGAAAUUCUUAUAGCAGCUUUAGAGGCUCUUUCCGCGCUUGUGAAAAUAACCCCAUCGAAACUCCACGCCAGUGGCAAGCUAGUUGGAUGUGGGUCAGUGAACAGUUGUCUUUUAUCCCUUGCACAAGGGUGGGGCAGCAAAGAAGAAGGCCUGGGUUUGUAUUCAUGUGUUACUCUACAUGAGAGGACACACGAGGAUGGAUUAUGCUUGUUUCCAUCUGAGAUACAAAAUGAUUCUGACAAGUUGCAGUAUCGCAUAGGAUCAACGCUUUAUUUUGAGUUGCGUGGCACUUCUACAAGUGUUCCAGAAGCCAGCGAUAGUACAAUUUCUUCUGGGAUGAGGGUGAUUCACCUCCCUGAUAUUCAAUUACGUGAAGAGGAUGACCUAUCACUUAUGAAGUUUUGUGUGCAGCAGUAUAAUGUGCCUUUGGAACUCAGGUUUCCAUUAUUAACCAGAAUCAGAUAUGCACGUGCAUUCCGUUCCUCCAGAAUAUGCAGGCUUUACAGCAAGAUUUGUCUUCUUGCUUUCGUUGUGCUUGUACAGUCCAGUGAUUCACAUGAUGAACUUGUUUCUUUUCUUGCUAAUGAGCCAGAAUACACAAAUGAAUUAAUUAGAAUUGUGAGGUCUGAAGAAAUCAUUUCUGGAACCAUAAGAACACUAGCAAUGACUGCUUUGGGGGCCCAGUUAGCCGCAUAUUCAGCAUCUCAUGAAAGGGCGCGUAUAUUGAGUGGAUCGAGCAUCAGUUUUGCAGGUGGUAAUCGGAUGAUUCUCCUUAAUGUAUUGCAAAGGGCAAUUAUGUCACUCAACAGUUCAGCUGAUAUGUCAUCUGUUGCCUUUGUUGAAGCACUUUUGCAGUUUUACUUGUUGCAUGUCAUAUCUUCUUCAAGUACUGGAAGUGUUGUUAGGGGAUCUGGGAUGGUACCUACCUUUUUACCCCUUCUAGAAGAUUCGGAUCCAACUCGCCUGCACCUUGUCUGUUUAGCUGUGAAAACUCUACAAAAACUCAUGGACUACAGCAAUACAGCAGUCACUCUUUUCAGAGAUUUGGGUGGAGUGGAGCUUUUGGUUCAUAGAUUGCAGAUUGAAGUGCAUAGAGUGAUUGACUUUGCUGGGUCUAACGAUAACUCUAUGGUCAUUGGCGAAUGUUCUAAAAACAAUGGUGAUCAGUUAUACAUACAGAAGAGGCUGGUCAGGGUUUUAUUAAAGGCACUUGGUUCCGCCACCUAUGCUACAAAUUCUACGAGAUUACAGAAUUCGUAUGAUGUUUCUUUGACUCCAACUUUGUUAAUGAUUUUCAGUAACAAGGAAAAAUUUGGAGGUGAGAUUUACUCCUCAGCUGUGACUCUUAUGAGUGAGAUGAUUCACAAAGAUCCAACGUGUUUUAAUAUUUUGUAUGACUUGGGUCUUCCUACUGCAUUUCUAUCAUCAGUGGUGGCUGGCGUACUUCCUUCUCCGAAAGCGAUUACAUGUAUUCCCAAUGGUCUUGGGGCUAUUUGUCUCAACUCCAAGGGCCUCGAGGCUGUGAAGGAUUCUUCUGCUUUGCGCUUCAUUGUUGACAUUUUUACAGACAGGAAGUAUGUGAUGGCUAUGAAUGAAGGUAUUGUUCCUUUGGCAAAUGCUGUGGAAGAGCUGUUGCGGCAUGUCUCCUCAUUGAGAGGUGCUGGGGUUGAUCUAAUAAUUGAAAUAAUUAAUAAGACUGCGUUGCAUGGGAGCACUAAGUGCACUGGUUCAUUGGGAAAACUUGAUGGAGGUGAUGCAAUGGAAAUGGAUUCUUUGGAAUCUGAAGACAAGGACAACUUAGGUGGCUGUCCUCAAGUUGGUGCAGAGGAUUGGUUGGUUCAAGGUAUCAGUGAUGAGCAAUGCAUGCAGCUUUGCAUCUUUCAUGUGAUGGUACUUAUUCACAGGACAAUGGAGAAUUCUGAAACAUGUCGGUUAUUUGUAGAAAAAUCAGGUAUUGAAGCUUUACUGAAGCUUCUUUUACGCCCAAGUAUUACUCAAUCAUCUGAGGGGAUGUCCAUAGCUUUGCAUAGCACUAUGGUAUUCAAGUGUUUUACACAGCAUCAUUCUACUCCUCUGGCUCGGGCUAUCUGUUCUUCACUGCGCACUCAUUUGAGAGAAACUUUGACUGGGAUCAGUGGCAUGUCUGGAUCCUUUCUGCUGGACCCUAGGGCCAGUCCAGACCCUCAUAUAUUUUCUUCUCUCUCCCUUGUUGAAUUCCUCUUAUUUCUUGCUGCCUCGAAAGACAGUCGGUGGGUAACUGCAAUGCUUACUGAAUUCGGUAAUGGGAAUAAAGAUGUUUUGGAAGAUAUUGGCCGUAUUCAUCGUGAGGUUCUAUGGCAGAUUGCCUUGCUUGAAGACACUAAGGCUGAAGCAGAGGAUGGAUCUAAUGGUAGUGCUUCACGGCAGUCUGAAUUGGGGAUUAAUGAUACUGAAGAUGCCAGGUUGAACUCUUUCAGGCAGUUUCUUGAUCCUUUACUCAGAAGGCAAACUUCUGGAUGGAGCUUUGAGUCCCAGUUUUUUGACCUUAUAAAUUUGUAUCGUGAUCUCACUCGUUCUUCGAGUCUUAAUCAACGACAGAUUGUUGAUACCCCUUCAAACUUGCGUCUUGAAGCUAGUCAGGAACAACACCAGUCUGGUUCUUCUGAUUUGACAGAUUCCACUGCUACAAAGGAUGAUGACAAUCAGAGGUCAUACCAUCAAUCUUGUUGUGAUAUGGUAAGAUCAUUGUCAAUUCAUAUUGCCCAUUUGUUUCAAGAGUUGGGAAAGGUGAUGCUCCUUCCAUCUCGGAGGAGGGAUGAUAUGCUAAAUGUGUCUCCUCCUUCAAAAUCGGUGGCUUCUACCUUUGCUUCUGUAGCUAUGGAUCACAUGAAUUUUGGGGGACAUGUAAAUUCAUCUGGAUCCGAGGCUUCUGUUUCAACUAAAUGUCGCUACUUUGGCAAGGUUAUUGAGUUCAUUGAUGGUGUUCUUUUGGACAAACCUGACUCAUGCAAUCCUGUUAUACUGAAUUGCUUAUAUGGACGAGGAGUUAUUCAAACUAUCUUGACCACAUUUGAGGCAACCAGUCAAUUGCCUUUUGCCAUCAGUAGAGCGCCUGCCUCUCCUAUGGAGACAGAUGAAGGGAGGCAAAAUGAAGUUGAAGACACAGAUCGCUUGUGGAUUUAUGGACCCUCAGCUAGCUAUGGUAAACUUAUGGAUCACUUGGUGACUUCAUCUUUUAUUCUAUCACCAUUCAACAAACAUUUGCUUACCCAGCCUCUAGUAAAUGGGGAUAUUCCAUUUCCUCGGGAUGCAGAAACGUUUGUAAAAAUUCUUCAGUCCAUGGUUCUGAAGGCUGUACUUCCUGUUUGGACCCACCCACGGUUCCCUGAAUGCAGUUAUGAGUUCAUUACAACAGUUGUCAACAUUUUCAGGCACAUUUUCUCUGGGGUGGAAGUGAGAAAUGCCGGGAGUAAUGUGGGUCGUGUGGCUGGUCCUCCUCCAAAUGAAUCAGCUAUUUCCACAAUAGUAGAGAUGGGGUUUUCCAGGGCAAGAGCAGAAGAGGCAUUGAGGCAGGUUGGUUCAAAUAGCGUGGAACUUGCAAUGGAGUGGUUGUUCUCACAUUCUGAGGAAACCCAAGAGGAUGAUGAACUUGCUCGAGCACUUGCAAUGUCUCUUGGAAACUCUGCAUCAGACACCAAGGAAGAUGUCACAAAUGAAACCACUCAAACUAUUGAAGAGGAAUUGGUGCAACUCCCUCCAGUUGAUGAGCUGUUGUCAACAUGCAGGAGACUUCUGCAAAUGAAAGAGACUUUAGCUUUCCCUGUUAGGGAUCUGCUUGUGAUGAUUUGCUCACAAAAUGAGGGCCAGGAAAGGCCAAGAGUUGUUUCAUUUAUCAUCGAGCAAGUGAAGCUUUGUGGUAGUGUAUUUGACAGUGGGAACCAGAAAGUACUGUCUGCCUUUUUUCAUGUUCUUGCUUUAGUUCUUAACGAAGACGCAGCAGCACGAGAAAUAGCUUCAAAAAGUGGUUUGGUUAAAGUUGCAUCAGAUCUUCUCCAACUGUGGAGUUGUUCUGAUGACCAAGAAACAUCCCAAGUUCCGAAAUGGGUGACUUCAGCUUUUGUUGCUAUUGAUAGACUUGCUCAAUUGGAUACAAAACUAAAUGCUGAUAUGUUAGAACUUCUUAAGAAGAAUGAUACAGGCAAUCAAACUUCUCUUGUUAUUGAUGAAGAUAAGCAGAGCAAAGUGCACACCUCUUUUGAGACACACUCGAAGAAUUUAGAUUUGCAGGAGCAAAAGAGACUUAUUGAAAUAGCUUGUGCUUGCAUCAAAAAGCUAUUGCCCUCUGAAACAAUGCAUGCUGUUUUGCAGCUCUGUUCUACUCUCACUAGAACUCAUGCCGUUGCUGUUAGUUUUCUGGAUGCUGGUGGUCUGCAUUUGCUUCUGUCCUUGCCAGCAAGUAGCUUGUUUGUUGGCUUUGACAAUGUUGCAGCUGUUAUAAUACGCCACAUCGUUGAAGAUUCCCAAACCCUUCAGCAAGCAAUGGAGUCUGAGAUACGGCAUAGUUUUUCAACUGCUGCUAACCGGCAGUCUAGUGGAAGGGUUACUGCACGUAAUUUUCUAUCCAAUUUAAGUUCACUUGUUCAACGUGAUCCAAUCAUUUUUAUGCAAGCUGCUAAAUCUGUGUGUCAAGUUGAGAUGGUGGGUGAGAGGCCUUAUAUUGUACUAAUAAAAGAUCGCGAUAAGGACAAAUGCAAAGAGAAGGAAAAAGAGAGAGAGAAGACGGAGGAGAAGGAGAAACAACAAACUAAUGAUGGGAAGGUAGGCAUUGGCAAUACAAUUUCAGUGCCUCCUGGUAGUGGACAUGGGAAGCUUCUUGAUGCAAAUUCUAAAAACUCCAAAAUACACAGAAAACCUCCCCAGAGUUUUCUAAGUGUAAUUGAUCUUCUGUUGGAUUCAAUAAUAUCUUUCAUACCUCCUCCUUUGGAAGAUGAAUCUGUCAGCAAGGUUGGCUCAUCAUCAACAGAUAUGGAAAUUGAUGUUUCUGCGAGUAAAGGUAAAGGAAAGGCUGUUGUUGCUCUAUCUGCUGCAAAUGAAGUCAACAAUCAAGAAUCCUCUGUGUCGAUGGCAAAGGUGAUAUUUCUUUUGAAGCUGAUGACAGAGAUUCUUUUAAUGUACAGUUCAUCAGUUCAUAUUCUUGUACGAAAAGAUGCCGAAGUUUGCAGCUACAGGGGAAGUACUCAGCGAGGUGCCACUGCUUGCUGCACUGGUGGGAUCUUUCACCAUGUUCUUUACAAAUUUCUUCCACAUGCUAAAAAUCAUAGGAAGGAAAGAAAAACGGAAGUGGACUGGCGCCAUAAACUAGCUAGUAAAGCCAACCAGUUUCUGGUGGCGUCCUGUGUGCGGUCAACUGAGGCGAGGAAAAGAAUCUUCACGGAGAUCAGUAAUGUAUUCAAUGAUUUUGUUGAUUGUUUUGACGGAUUUAAGGUGCCUAGAGUUGAUAUUCAGGCUGUUACUGAGUUGCUUAAUGAUGUGCUGGCUGCUCGGUCACCGACAGGUUCAUACAUAUCUGCCGAAGCUUCUGUUACUUUCAUAGAAGUUGGCCUAGUUCAGUCGCUCACCCGCACGCUUCGUGUUUUGGACCUGGAUCACACUGAUUCCCCGAAGGUUGUCACUGGCAUUCUGAAAGUUCUGGAGUCAGUGACCAAGGAACAUGUCCAUGCAUUUGAGUCUAUUAAUGGAAGAGGGGAACUAUUGCUAAAAUCUACUGAUCCUGGUCAGCCUGGGGAAGGAAAUGGUGGUAACUCGCACACAACAGAAGCAACAACUCAUGGCAGCGAAAAUUUAUUGCCAACUGAACCCAUUGAGUCAUCUCGCACUAUUCAGAACUAUGGUGGUUCUGAAACUGUCACUGAUGAUAUGGAGCAUGACCAGGAUAUUGAUGGGGGCUUUGCUGCUGCUGAAGAUGAUUUCAUGCAGGAAAAUGCCGAGGACACAAGGAAUCUUGAAAGUGGCCUUGACACGGUAGGGAUAAGAUUUGAAAUUCGGCCUAGUGUACAAGGGAAUCUUGAUGAAGAUGAAGACGAAGAUGACGAUGAGAUGUCCGGUGAUGAAGGGGAUGAGGUUGAUGAAGAUGAAGAUGAAGAUGCUGAUGAUGAACACAAUGAUAUUGAAGAAGAUGAAGCCCAUCACCUCCCACACCCAGAUACAGAUCAAGAUGACCAUGAAAUUGAUGAAGAUGAGUUUGAUGAGGAGGUGAUGGAAGAGGAUGAAGACGAAGAGGAUGAUGAGGAUGGUGUUAUAGUGCGACUUGGUGAAGGAAUGAAUGGAGUAAAUGUAUUCGAUCACAUAGAGGUUUUGGGCAGAGAUAGCAUAUCCAAUGAGACUUUUCAUGUUAUGCCAGUUGAAAUAUUUGGCUCCAGACGCCAAGGGCGAACUACAUCCAUCUAUAAUCUUCUAGGGAGAAGUGGUGAUAGCAGUGCCCCUUCCCAGCAUCCCCUUUUGGUGGAACCACCACCUUCAUUAAAUGCAGGUCCUCCUAGACUCUCAGAGAAUGAUCGAGAUGCUUACCUUGAUAGGAACUCUGAGGGUUCCUCAUCACGUUUGGAUUCAUUUUUCCGGUCGCUCCGGAAUGGACGCCAAGGACAUCGGUUUAACUUGUUGGCGAAUGAUGGCCAGCUAAGUGGUGGAUCAAACUCAUCUGUUAUUCCCCAAGGUCUUGAGGAAUUACUUGUCUCCAGCUUGAGGCGGCCCUCCUCUGAGAAAUCCCCUGACAAUACUACAGUGAUUGAGUCCCAAAGUAAAAAUGAAGUCUCUCCAUCUCCUGAGUUUCCUGGUACUACAACUGAAAAUCAUGGUAGCGUUGGAGGGAGUGACGCACCUCCUCCCUCUUCAGCAAUACUGAACAGCUCCAGGAGUAGUGAUAGUGCACCUCCUACAAAUGAUUCUGGUCAGGGAACAGAAACAUCAGGUAGACCACCUCAGUCUGUUGAAAUUCAAUAUGACCAUGCUGAUGUAUUGCGUGAUGUUGAAGCAGUGAGCCAAGAGAGUAGUGGAAGUGGAGCAACUUUAGGAGAGAGCUUACGGAGUCUAGAUGUUGAAAUUGGAAGUGCUGAUGGCCAUGAUGAUGGUGGAGACAGACAAAGUGGUGCUGAUACUCGGAUAAGGAGAGUUAAUCCUUUAUUUGGUAAUAAUGCAUCAAUAGCUGGGAGAGAUGCAUCACUCCACAGUGUCACUGAAGUUUCAGAAGAUCCAAUUCGAGAAGCAGAUCAAAGUGGCCCCCCUGAGGAAGAGCAACGUAAUCGUGACACUGAAUCUAUCGAUCCUGCUUUUCUUGAUGCACUUCCUGAGGAGUUGCGUGCUGAGGUUCUUUCUGCUCAACCGAGUGAAGCUCCACAGUCACAAAAUCCUGAGCCACAAAAUAAUGGGGAUAUAGAUCCAGAAUUUCUUGCAGCACUUCCGCCUGACAUCCGUGAAGAAGUUCUGGCACAACAAAGGGCUCAAAGGCUGCAUCAGUCCCAAGAGUUGGAAGGUCAACCUGUUGAAAUGGAUACUGUCUCAAUAAUUGCCACUUUUCCUUCAGACAUACGGGAAGAGGUUCUUCUAACUUCUUCUGAUGCUAUUCUUGCGAACUUGACACCUGCGCUUGUUGCUGAGGCAAACAUGUUGCGCGAAAGGUUUGCACGUAGAUAUAAUCAAACUCUGUUUGGCAUAUAUCCUCGAAACCGUAGGGGUGAGUCUUCUAGGCGAGGUGAUGGCUUGGAUAGAGUUGGUGGUGUCCUCUCACGUCGAUCUAUGGGUAUUAAACCAGUUGAGGCGGAUGGUUCCCCUUUAGUUGACACAGAAGGUUUGAAAGCAUUGAUUCGGUUGCUUCGUGUAGUUCAGCCACUUUAUAAAAGUGAACAAAGACUCCUCUUGAACCUCUGUGCUCAUGCUGAAACCAGAAUUGAUAUGUUAAAAAUUUUGAUGGACUUGUUGAUGUUGGAUAAAAAGAAUUCUGACACUGAUCUGAAUGCGACGGAACCCCCUUAUCGGCUAUAUGCUUGCCAGAGCCAUGUAAUGUACUCGCGCCCUCAAUGUUUUGAUGGUGUUCCGCCUUUAGUGUCUCGACGAGCUUUGGAGACUCUCACCUACCUGGCCCGUAAUCAUCCUUUGGUUGCAAAGCUAUUACUUGAGUUGAGAUUGCCACAAUUGAUCCUUAAGGAGUCACCGAACUCUGAUGAUAAACGUGGCAAAUCUGUUAUGCUUCUUGACGAAGAUAUGGUAGAAAAGAACCACCCGGAAGGGCAGGCGUCUUUUACGAUGCUUCUAGGCCUCUUGAACCAAUCACUUUAUUUAAGAAGCAUAGCUCAUCUGGAGCAGUUGCUGAAUUUAUUGGACGUCAUUAUUGACAAUGCUGAGAGGAAAUCAAAUUCAUCUCGUGACCCAGGGGCAUCUGGAUCUGAACAACCAACUGGUCCUCUCGUUUCCACAUCAGGCUCUGAGAUGAAAGUAGUUUCCUCUGCGGCUUCAGGGGAGGGUGUUUUGACCAUCAAAGCAUCAUCGUCCGUUGGAGAACAAAAUGCUAGAACUGUUCUGAACAAUCUGCCGAAACCAGAACUUCAACUACUAUGCUCUCUUCUUGCACGCGAAGGUCUGUCAGAUAAUGCAUAUGCUCUCGUGGCAGAGGUAUUAAGGAAAUUGGUGGCUAUUGCUCCUAUUCAUUGUCAUCUUUUUAUUGCUGAGCUUGCUGGUUCAGUUCAAAGCCUCACCAAGUCUGCAACAGAAGAGUUGCGAAUAUUUGGGGAUAUUGAGAAAGCACUACUUAGUACUAGCACUCAUGGGGCUCCAGUUCUCAGGGUGUUGCAAGCAUUGAGCUCUUUAGUUGUCUUACUUCUUGAUAAGGACAAAAAACAACAGAUUCUCCCUGAUACGGAGCACACUGCUGCACUUUCACUUGUUUGGGAUAUCAAUGCAGCUCUUGAGCCCUUGUGGCAGGAGUUGAGCAACUGCAUAAGCAAAAUAGAGAGCUAUUCAGACAUGGUACCUGAUCUUUCAUCUUCAUCUGUUAAACCAUCCAAUUCUGUGCCUCAACUUCCUCCAGGUACACAGAAUGUCUUGCCAUACAUAGAAUCUUUCUUUGUGACGUGUGAGAAGUUGCAUCCUGGUCAGUCAGGUGCAGGGCAUGAUUUGGGUAUUACUGCUGUUUCUGAUAUUGAUGAGGCUGCUGCAUCUGCUAGUCAGCAGAAGAUGCCGGGACAUGCUGUGAAAGUGGAUGAGAAAAAUGCUGCUUUUGUAAAGUUCUCUGAGAAGCAUAGAAAACUUCUCAAUGCAUUUGUCAGGCAAAAUCCAGGAUUACUUGAAAAGUCCUUUUCGCUCAUGCUGAAGGUUCCUCGGUUUAUUGAUUUUGAUAACAAGCGAUCUCACUUCAGAGCCAAGAUUAAGCAUCAGCAUGAUCAUCAUCACAGUCCUCUACGAAUAUCUGUAAGAAGGGCUUAUAUUCUUGAAGAUUCAUACAAUCAGCUGCGGAUGAGGUCGGCACAAGACUUGAAGGGUAGAUUGACUGUUCAUUUCCAAGGGGAGGAAGGGAUUGAUGCUGGUGGUCUUACCAGGGAAUGGUAUCAGUUGCUUUCCAGAGUAAUCUUUGACAAGGGGGCGCUAUUGUUCACAACGGUGGGGAAUGAAUCAACAUUUCAGCCGAACCCCAACUCUGUUUAUCAAACAGAACAUCUUUCAUACUUCAAAUUUGUUGGACGAGUUGUUGGGAAAGCACUAUUUGAUGGACAGCUUCUUGAUGUUCACUUCACUCGGUCCUUUUACAAGCAUAUUCUUGGGGUUAAAGUAACAUAUCAUGACAUUGAAGCUAUUGAUCCUGAUUAUUUUAAGAAUUUAAAAUGGAUGCUUGAGAAUGAUAUAAGCGAUAUCUUAGACUUAACAUUCAGCAUUGAUGCUGAUGAAGAAAAGCUAAUUCUGUAUGAACGUGCUCAAGUCACUGACUAUGAACUGAUCCCUGGUGGAAGAAAUAUCAGAGUAACUGAAGAAAACAAGCACCAGUAUGUUGAUUUAGUUGCUGAGCAUCGAUUAACAACUGCCAUCCGUCCUCAGAUAAAUGCAUUUAUGGAUGGUUUCAAUGAGUUGAUUCCUCGUGAUUUGAUAUCUAUUUUCAAUGACAAGGAACUCGAACUCCUGAUUAGUGGGUUGCCAGAUAUUGAUUUGGAUGAUAUGAGGGCGAACACAGAGUACUCUGGGUAUAGUGCUGCUUCCCCUGCCAUUCAGUGGUUCUGGGAGGUUGUUCAAGGAUUCAGUAAAGAAGAUAAGGCUCGCCUUCUGCAAUUUGUGACUGGAACCUCGAAGGUGCCUUUGGAAGGGUUUAGUGCUCUGCAAGGAAUUUCAGGAUCACAGAAAUUCCAGAUUCACAAGGCAUACGGCAGUCCAGAUCACUUGCCUUCAGCACACACAUGUUUCAAUCAGUUGGAUCUCCCAGAAUAUCCUUCGAAACAGCGUCUGGAGGAGAGACUGCUGCUCGCUAUUCAUGAAGCCAACGAAGGUUUUGGAUUCGGUUGAGUGCUAUUACGGUGAUGUGAAACUAUUGUAUAGAUAGUGUCAUUCACUUGAGGAAGAAAACCAUUUAGAGGCUGCUUAGGUAAAAUGUCGAUAUACUGUACAGUGCAAUAUUGCUUUGUCAAAUUCUAUUCUUCUUUUUCUGGGAAGCUCUCGAAAGUAUACACUCAAUAGUCUUAUUCUAAGGUUUUGUCAACGCAAUAUCAUUGGUUACUUUUUACUUAAAUUAGCCUAUUGCAAAGUCAACA
Messenger RNA from Sesamum indicum (sesame), 11440 nucleotides. RefSeq names its product E3 ubiquitin-protein ligase UPL2. NCBI's taxonomy places the organism in Eukaryota, Viridiplantae, Streptophyta, Magnoliopsida, Lamiales, Pedaliaceae. Gene Ontology annotation, biological process: ubiquitin-dependent protein catabolic process; protein polyubiquitination. Gene Ontology annotation, molecular function: protein binding; ubiquitin protein ligase activity. Gene Ontology annotation, cellular component: cytoplasm. The record is from RefSeq and is a predicted model, not a curated record.